Daucus carota subsp. sativus is the source of this 729-nucleotide messenger RNA. Its product is annotated as protein MIZU-KUSSEI 1. The coding region runs from base 1 to 729 and encodes 242 amino acids. Gene Ontology annotation, biological process: hydrotropism. Lineage: Eukaryota; Viridiplantae; Streptophyta; Magnoliopsida; Apiales; Apiaceae. The record is from RefSeq and is a predicted model, not a curated record. The transcript has a single exon.
AUGGGAGAGCCAAACAGAAUCAGCAAUGGCUCUUCAUUAUCCACCGCUUCUACACCACCGUCACCACCCCCGCCACCAACCCCUGCACACAACACUCUUAUCCAGCCAUCAGCUACGAAAAAAAGACGAAAACCAAAAGUUUUCAGGGCUAUCAAAUCGGUUUUCCGAACGUUUCCGAUCAUGCCACCAACAUGCAAGUUCCCUAGCCUCCCCGGUGGUCGGUUGCCUGAUUCAGGUCAACGAGUAUGCGGCACACUUUUCGGGUACCGAAAAGGUCGGGUGAGCCUAUCCAUCCAAGAAAACCCUAGAACAUUACCUAGUUUAGUAAUUGAGCUAGGCAUGCAGACAAACGUGUUGCAGAAGGAAAUGAAUAAUGGGAUGGUUAGAAUUGCACUAGAAUGUGAAAAAAGAAUCGAAAAGGACAGAACAAAGCUAAUGGAUGAGCCAUUAUGGUCAUUUUUUUGUAAUUCAAAGAGUUAUGGUUAUGGGAGAAAGAGGGAGGCUACUGAUGAAGAUCUGCAUGUAAUGGAGCUUCUCAAGGCCGUUUCAAUGGGAGCCGGGGUUUUGCCAGCGGCAAAUUCAGAUAUGAACGGGCCUGAUAAUGAGAUGGCUUAUUUGAGGGCGCAUUUUGACCGUGUGGUAGGUUCCAGAGAUUCGGAAACUUUAUACAUGUUAAGCCCUGAUGGGAACAACGGCCCAGAGCUGAGUAUCUUCUUUGUAAGGAUAUGA